This is a messenger RNA of Linum trigynum, 210 nucleotides long. The record is from the annotation of a GenBank genome assembly. Lineage: Eukaryota; Viridiplantae; Streptophyta; Magnoliopsida; Malpighiales; Linaceae.
AUGGAACUCGGCGUCUCUGCCGCCUCGCAAUCCCUAACUCUGCUCUCCUGCACGCAAUUUCCAUCCGCGCUCUCAUCGCCGAACUCAAUCCGGAGAGAGUUCCUCGCUUGCGGCCACAACCUCCGCCCUAUCGACGGCCUGCUCCGCUCCCGGGAGGCCAAAUGCCGGAAGGUCAGGUUAUGGAAAGGCCGGCCUCCUCACCAUUUGUGA